UUUAAACUUGCGUCUUAGGUACAGUGAGGGCGAGGCUACAAUGGCGCCGACGCAUCAGGAGCUCCGAUCGAUGCCCUGAUCCGCGAGGUACUGUAGAUGGAGCGAUUGCUUGAAACGUCCUAGCAGGAAUUUGGGAACAGGAAAUAGGGUUUACCAGUCGCUAUGCUGCGCCGCAUUUGAUCCUUCUUGCUCAAAAAGAUAAUGCCAGCAGGAGAAAGCAGCGUCGCCAAGCCUACCAAGCGCGUUCCCGAGUGGCUCAAUAGUCCCGCUUGGUACACCAAGCCCAGCCAUGGAUUCACUCCUCCUCCGGUCGAGGAUGUUGUGCAAGAGAAAGAAGCCGUCGCUACUACUCCUCCGGCAGCACAGGAGGAGAUUGAAGAAGAUGAGAUAGUCGAAGAAAGCGCUACAAAGGACGAGCCUGGGUUUCAGGAAAAUAACGAUGUGAGUUCUUCGCGUUUCCAGGAGCGAGCAUUUCGAAGGACGCUGUCUUUGGAUGCUCGGGUGGGACUUUUCGUGGUGGAGCUAUCACGUACUAGAAUUCAUCUGGCAGAACUUCAACGUCUUGCUUCUCAAGGUAUUCCCGACGUUGGAGGAAUUCGUGCGACUUCGUGGAAGCUUCUUCUUGGAUAUCUGCCUAGGAGCCGCGAUGGAUGGGAUGAAGAGGUCUCCAAAAAGCGUGCACAGUAUGAAGCUUUCAAGCACGAGUUUCUGAUAAAUCCGUCAGAGGUGACGAGAAGAACUGCGGGUGAUCAAAGUGGUAGUUUGAGCAGCAAUAAAGGAUUUUUGCCGAGACACGAUGUUUCUCAUGGUGAUCAUCCACUUAGCGUUGGAAGUACUAGCGUUUGGAACCAGUUUUUUAAGGACACGGAACUUUUCGAGCAGAUUGAUCGUGAUGUUAAGCGAACUCAUCCUGAUAUGCAGUUUUUCUGUGGUGAUAACGAGCGCGCGCACGAAAACCAGGAAGCGUUAAAACGAGCGUUAUUCAUAUUUGCGAAACUAAAUCCUGGGAUAAGAUAUGUCCAAGGAAUGAACGAAGUGAUGGCUCCACUCUACUACGUUUUCAGGACGGAUCCAGACGAAUCAAAUGCGGUUCACGCGGAGCCAGAUGCGUUUUUCUGCUUUGUAGACCUCCUUAGCGAUUUCAGAGAUCAUUUCUGUCAGCAAUUGGAUAACAGUGCUGUGGGAAUUCGAUCAACCAUUAGCCAGCUUACAAACCUCUUGAAGAUGCACGACGAAGAGCUCUGGAGACAUCUAGAGCAAGUUUCUAAGGUGAAUCCACAGUUCUACGCGUUCCGGUGGAUAACUUUGUUACUCACUCAAGAGUUUGAUUUUGCCGAUACUCUCCGGCUUUGGGAUUCUCUUCUCAGCAAUCCCGACGGGCCACUGGAAAUCUUGCUGAGAGUUUGCUGUGCGAUGCUACUGUCCGUGAGGAAUCGACUCCUCGCGGGCGAUUUCACUUCCAACUUGAAGCUCUUGCAACACUUUCCUCGCGUGGACAUCCACUUGUUACUUAAAGCUGCCGAGGAGCUCAAGUCCUCCCAAUAACUUCACUUCUAUCCACCUAUUCUUCUCGCUUGGAUUAUCUUCCAUUCCAUUCCCUUGGGUAUAAUUUGUAGAUACAAUCUUCGAUUUCGUGAACUAUAAUAUUUGUAUCUCAUCAAUGUUUCGAUUACUGCGGAAGAAUGGGAAA
Selaginella moellendorffii is the source of this 1690-nucleotide messenger RNA. RefSeq names its product TBC1 domain family member 13. Lineage: Eukaryota; Viridiplantae; Streptophyta; Lycopodiopsida; Selaginellales; Selaginellaceae. The transcript has 9 exons. Gene Ontology annotation, molecular function: GTPase activator activity. Bases 202 to 1545 code for a protein of 447 amino acids. The record is from RefSeq and is a predicted model, not a curated record. Gene Ontology annotation, biological process: intracellular protein transport; activation of GTPase activity.